AUGGCAACUCAACAGGAUGCAGAACCGGCCUUAACGAGCGCUGCCGGUUCUGCUGCCGGCGCGGUCUCUUUAUCCAAACCAGAUCGUUCUUCUACAUCUACUCCUAAAAAUAGAUCAGAUGCGCCGGACGAUUCACACAUCGGCGCUCAUUUGGGUCGCGACAAAGAUACCUUCAAACAGAUACUGAUAGGACAGGCUAUUGCCCGGGACCACAUACACUCUGCUGCUAUGGUUAGCGACAAAGACCGGCAAAACGAGCAUAACAAAUACCAAUUUAAAAUGAUCAACGACUAUAAGCUUUUACGAAACGAAUACAGAGCAUGGUUUACACCUAGUAGACUUUUCGGAGAGGGCUACAGUGGUUAUGGUAAUGGGAGAACAGAGAUCGGACAACAGUCGCGAUUGAUGUAUCCAGCUCAGAAACUCAGGCCGGGUAAGCGACAAGCGCCGCCUCUCAAAUGGAAGAGGAAGGAUAUGAAGCAGCAGGCCGAGCAGCAUGAAGAGUUAGUUCCCGUCCGGCUAGAUGUAGAUUGGGACAAGAUCAAGUUACGCGACACCUUCACAUGGAAUCUCCAUGAGAGAAUUGUCGGUGCUGAUCUAUUCGCAGCGCAUUUAGUAGAAGAUAUGGGACUCAAGGCGCCUGCCGCUCAACCCGUAUUUGAGCAGGUUGUGCAGCAGAUGCACGAGCAACUCAACGACUUUUACCCCUUUGUAUUCUCCGACGAAGAUGCGUUAGACCCCGAGUUACCUUACUCAGCUUGGAAGAAUGACGAGAUGAGAAUAUUAGUCAAGCUUAACAUCACCAUUGGGCAGCAUACCUUAGUAGACCAGUUCGAAUGGGAGAUCAAUAACCCUCUCAACUCGCCCGAGGAAUUUGCGGCGAGCAUGGCCAAGGACCUUGCACUCUCUGGAGAGUUCACCACAGCCAUUGCUCAUUGCAUUCGAGAGCAGACGCAGCUUUUCACACGGAGCUUAUACAGUAUAGGACACCCAUUUGACGGCAGACCAAUUGAGGACCCAGAUUUAAUCAUGGCUUUUCUCCCAUCACCGUUGCCCUCCGUGUUCCGGCCGCAGCAACAGGCUAAGGAAUACGCUCCGUAUCUAUAUGAGCUCAGCGAGGCGGACCUAGAACGGAAUGAGAUGGUAUUCUCCCGAGAGCAAAGAAGACAAAAGAGAUCCAUAAAUAGACGAGGAGGACCUACUCUACCAGAUCUAAAGGAGAGACAGAGAACAAUUCGAACUCUUGUUGUCUCCUCUACACUACCUGGUGCGGCAGAAAACGUAGAAGAGAGCAGACUUUAUAAGCGAGUCGCGGGUGCGCCAGGCGCAAGCACAGGCAGGAGGAGAGGUCCCGGAGCACGUGACGGCGAUAUAUCAGAUUCCGAUGAAAGUGAUGAUUCGGGUCCCGAUUCUCCUGCUGCUUCACAGUUAACCGGUACGGCGAGAACGAGAGGUAUGAGAGGUGCUGCAACUGCUGCACAGCAGCGGAUGGCGAACCUCGGCCGAUCCGAAACCCCCGAAGCCACGAUACAUCACCACGAAACCCGGACAUCAAGAAGAUUUGGGCGUGAACUAACUAGGGAAGACACCGAAGAACCCCAACAACUCCAGGUGACGCUUAGGGUUAUGAAUAAAGAGAGAUUACGGAAGAUUUUAUUACGCGAUCCUAGGUUGAAGCAAAAUACACCAGGCAGAUCACAGACACCAUCUCAAUCCCAUGCCCGUGCCCAUAGUGCCUCUGUAUCGAAUAGCAUGCCUCCUCCUCCUUCUACUCCGAACGCCUCGACAUCAGCAGCCAUUGCGACAACCCCUUCCAAUGUUAUACCACCAGGACAAAUUGGCCGAGUUGAAGCCCCUGCAUCGAUAGCCGGGGCGCCUCCCCCAGUUCCCCCCCCUCCUCCCGCAUGGCUCGUCACGGCACUGGAGAAGUUCAAACAAGAGCCGGCGUAUGCCAACGACAGGUUUGAAGGAAUCAUGCGGUAUAGCUCAGUCGAUUCUAACACGGGCGCGCCUGUCCCUCUACCUCAGCAAGGCGAACCGAUUCCCCCGCACGUGCGAUUUUAUUUCCUCCCGCGGAUCCGGUGUCUCGAUUGCCCGGGUAAGCUGUACACACCGGGACCAGACAUAUCAGCUUCAAACUUCGAGGUCCAUCUUAAGAAUAAGGUACAUAAAGAGAAGGUCGAGCUCCGGCUGGCGUCGGAAGGCAAGGCGGGCGGAGUCUCGUGA
This is a messenger RNA of Daldinia childiae, 2226 nucleotides long. Its product is annotated as SWI/SNF chromatin-remodeling complex subunit snf5. The record is from RefSeq and is a predicted model, not a curated record. Lineage: Eukaryota; Fungi; Ascomycota; Sordariomycetes; Xylariales; Hypoxylaceae. The transcript has 2 exons. Gene Ontology annotation, cellular component: nucleus; SWI/SNF complex; nuclear chromosome. Gene Ontology annotation, molecular function: transcription coregulator activity. Gene Ontology annotation, biological process: regulation of transcription by RNA polymerase II; chromatin remodeling. Bases 1 to 2226 code for a protein of 741 amino acids.